Messenger RNA from Monosiga brevicollis MX1, 1242 nucleotides. RefSeq lists its product as uncharacterized. Gene Ontology annotation, molecular function: DNA-binding transcription factor activity, RNA polymerase II-specific; protein dimerization activity; RNA polymerase II cis-regulatory region sequence-specific DNA binding. Gene Ontology annotation, cellular component: RNA polymerase II transcription regulator complex. The coding region runs from base 1 to 1242 and encodes 413 amino acids. The transcript has 3 exons. The record is from RefSeq and is a predicted model, not a curated record. NCBI's taxonomy places the organism in Eukaryota, Choanoflagellata, Craspedida, Salpingoecidae. Gene Ontology annotation, biological process: regulation of transcription by RNA polymerase II.
AUGGCCUCGUCUGAAAUUCCACCCACGGACCAGUCCGUACCCGUGCCCUUCAUGCCUGUUGGCCCAUCACAAGGCGCACCGCCACAGUCCUUGGCAAGCGCAGCCCUCACCUGUGCACCUGGACCAGCUUCCGGAGUCUACUACGACCCCGCAGCCGCUUCACGUGCCCGUCCAGAUUUGACGCCGCGUGGAAACAGUUUGCCUCAUGCUGGUGCCGCACCCCUGACCAGCCCCUACACCAUGCCCCACGCCAAUGCGACACCCCUGGGUUACGCGCCGCCCCUGGGCACUCAACCCAUGCCUCCCCAUGCGCACCUGACGCUAACUCCGGGGCGUGGCGUCAAUGAUAUCACACCACUUGCUCACGACUAUUCCGACGUCUACAGCGCCAUGACCACGCCACACCAACCAGCUGCAACACCAUCCACCACCACAAGUCGGGACCGAGCACCGCGCUCUGAAAAGUCCCUGCACCUCCUCACGACCAGAUUUAUCGAUCUAUUGCAAAACACACCGGGCGGCAGCCUGGACCUCAAAGACGCGGCUGAAAAGCUUGAUAUGCGCCAAAAGCGCCGCAUCUAUGAUAUUACCAACGUUCUCGAGGGUGUUGGCCUCGUUGAAAAGACCAACAAGAACGUCGUUCGCUGGCGGCAUGAUCCUUCCUCCGACUCAUCCUCGAGCAACGCCCAAACCCGGGCCGUCCAAGAGGAGAUUGCGAGCUUGGAUGCAGAAAUACAGUCCCUUGAGCGCUUGACCCACGUGAUGCAGGAUCGACUGCGCAAUGCCGUGGACGAAGUCGAAGACCCCAAGCUCAAGGCCCUACCCUACCGAGACAUUUGUAAAGCCAAGGGCCUGCAAGACCAGACCCACUUUGCCAUUCGUGCGGAACGUGGUGCUACCAUGACCGUUCCGGAACCCCAACCGAUCGACAAUCAGCGCACACAAUACUGCCUUUACUUGCGUGGGAAUGCUGGUAGCAUCAAGGCAUUCCUGGUAGUGGAUAAGGGCAAUGGGUCUGACGAAGAGCAACCAUCUACGCAGCCUGAAUCUCAAGCCACUAGCAUUGUCGCCGCACCUGGCAGCACUCAUGACACCAGUGGUCCCAAUGCAAGUGACCGUGCAGCACCUGCGCCCAAACGUGCCAAGCAGGCGGAUAUCAUGUAUGUCAAUCCCCCUCAGAGUCAAGCUCCUUACACAUUUGGCGUCCGCGAAACCGACACCGUCGAUGAGUACUUUCGCUAA